Drosophila eugracilis is the source of this 973-nucleotide messenger RNA. Its product is annotated as trypsin-1. The coding region runs from base 52 to 825 and encodes 257 amino acids. The record is from RefSeq and is a predicted model, not a curated record. Gene Ontology annotation, molecular function: serine-type endopeptidase activity. NCBI's taxonomy places the organism in Eukaryota, Metazoa, Arthropoda, Insecta, Diptera, Drosophilidae. The transcript has a single exon. Gene Ontology annotation, biological process: proteolysis.
ACCUAUAAAUAGAGAAUAACAGAACGACAUUCAACACACUCAACCUUUGCCAUGUCUUCGGUUAACAAUCUAGUAAAACUUUCGAUCCUACUCCUCGUGGUGACUUUUGUUCACUGUGAAAUGGAUAUGGCCGAAGAGUCACGGAUUAUUGGUGGACAGUUUGCUUCGCCUGGGCAAUUCCCGCAUCAGGUGUCGCUACAAUUGAAUGGUCGUCAUCAUUGCGGUGGUUCCCUGAUCUCUGAGACGAUGAUCGUGACAGCUGCCCACUGCACUAUGGGUCAGAAUCCGGGUCAGAUGAAGGCCAUUGUAGGAACCAACGAUCUGAGUGCCGGAAAUGGUCAAACCUUCAGCAUUGCCCAAUUCAUCAUCCAUCCGCAGUACAAUCCGCAGAGUCAGGACUUCGAUAUGUCACUGAUAAGGUUGAGCAGCCCGGUUCCAAUGGGAGGUGCUGUGAAGACCAUUCAAUUGGCGGAUUCGGACUCAAAUUACGCCGCCGAUACGAUGGCCAUGAUAAGCGGUUUCGGCGCCAUCAACCAGAACCUUCAACUGCCCAAUCGUCUUAAGUUCGCCCAGGUCCAAUUGUGGAGUCGUGAUUACUGCAAUGCCCAGAAUAUUCCUGGUCUCACCGAUCGCAUGGUAUGUGCCGGGCAUCCUAGUGGACAAGUCAGCUCUUGCCAGGGUGACUCUGGUGGCCCACUGACCGUCGAUGGCAAGCUGUUCGGUGUGGUGUCCUGGGGAUUCGGCUGUGGGGCUAAGGGACGUCCGGCCAUGUACACCUAUGUGGGUGCUCUGAGGUCCUGGAUCAAACAGAAUGCAAAUGUGUAAUUGGAAAAAGGAAUUGGUUAAUCAUUCACUAAUCGGCUUGACUAAAACUUAAUGCAAUACUACUAAUCUGUGUUUUAUUUUUAUAUUUCUGUUGAUAUUCAGAUUUUAGUUCCAAUGGUAUGGUAUUCAUAUAAAUUGAAAUUUUCUU